Molecule: messenger RNA, 1103 nt
Organism: Cylicostephanus goldi
Lineage: Eukaryota; Metazoa; Nematoda; Chromadorea; Rhabditida; Strongylidae
Source: the annotation of a GenBank genome assembly
CAAGCCAUCACACUAUUCAUCACAAUUCUUUACUUGGCUGAUGUCCUAGUUCCACUACCCGGCAUCAAAUAUGGCAAGCUACACUGGUACAGAACCAAUUUAUUUGGGCAAUACCCGUACCUCAUUGCUAUAGCACUCUCAUGGGGCUUUUGCUUAAUUCUUACGUUAUUCGAUCUCACGGAGCGAGGUGGCCCAGCACGUGUUGAUAUACCGCACAAAGUUCAAGCGAUCAAAAAUUCAGCCUGGAUAGCGGUACCGUAUCCGGGCAAGUUUGGCCCACCCACUUUUAAUGUUAGUCUCUUCAUCGCCUUCCUCCUCUCCGCCAUGACUUCCGUCUUCGAAUCUGUUGGUGACUAUCAUGCAGCAGCUCGAAUGUCUAUGGAAAGAGCUCCACCAAGUCAUGCUAUCAAUAGGGGCAUUCUUGCCGAGGGAAUGGGAUCGUUCAUCUCUGGGCUCCUUGGACCUGCGGUAGGUAUGACUACCCAUACGGAAAACAUUGGUGUAAUCGGGGUGACCCGGGUAGCAUCUAGAUGGACAAUGGUCGUUGCUGGAGUGUUGUUAAUUGCUUUAGGAGUUUGCACAAAGAUUGGCGCGAUUUUAUCUACAGUUCCUGAUCCGCUAGUGGGUGGAAUUCUAGCAUCAUCAAUGGCUAUGGUAGUUGGUGUAGCUGUGUCGAAUUUGCAAACGGUGGAUAUGACCAUGUCACGAAAUAUGGGAAUCCUUGGCUUCUCCAUGCUGUUUGGAAUGAUUGUUCCGGAAUAUUUCCGACGAUAUCCCGUAUACACUGGUUUCCUGAUGCUAGAUCAAAUUUUGAAUAUUUUGCUACAAUUACAAAUGUUUAUCGGAGCGCUGUGCGCAUGUCUUCUGGAUAACACUGUUGGAGGUGCUACGCGAGAACAGCGAGGUCUGCGAUCUCGAGGAAUUAUUCACGAAAUUGCGAUGGAUGAUGAUACGUACUGCUAUCCACCAUUAGUUAUGAAAUUUUUGAAUAAGAUCCCCUUCAUAAACUACUUACCCUGUAUGCCUAAAGAGAAAAAAGCGACAAAUAAAGUACACGAAUUCUCGUCGGAUGAUCUCAAAGCUGAUGAGGUGCGAUUAUGAUG